Cloeon dipterum is the source of this 1672-nucleotide messenger RNA. RefSeq lists its product as uncharacterized. The record is from RefSeq and is a predicted model, not a curated record. Lineage: Eukaryota; Metazoa; Arthropoda; Insecta; Ephemeroptera; Baetidae. The transcript has 8 exons. Bases 637 to 1590 code for a protein of 317 amino acids.
CAACGUAAACAAAAUCUUGGCUGGCCCAGGCUGUGGCUAGCAAGAUAUGACCAGAAUUUGACUGCAAUUUUGUUUCUUGUUUAUACAAAUAUGUAUGUUCUCUCCGUCCUGAUCCCUGAUCUGGUCUUGCACACAGUCAAGAGAUCGGCCCAGAUCAACUUAUUUUGCCCUUCAUCGUGCCAUCCGUCUGGCUAUCCGCAGUAUGUCAAAUAAUGUAUGUACAUAAUCACGGCAUUCCAGUCCAGAAUGGCUCUUCUACUUUUAUACUGGAUUCGUCAAUUGGGAUUUGAAAUUCUAUACUGACACAGGGUGCAGCAAAGAGCUGAACCUUAUCAGCAUCCAACUCAAAGCGCCCCUCAAAUCGUAAAUGAGAACAAUGAUGCUGAUCGUGAGAGGUGAUGAGAGACAUCAGACCGGCCACCGCGCUUUUUGAUCUGUAGGAAGCUUGGAAUGGCUUGGAAGAAGAGGAACAUUCUUGUCCAUUUAAAAUGACGAAAAGUCUACUUUUAUACUGGAUUCGUCAAUUGGGAUUUGAAAUUCUAUACUGACACAGGGUGCAGCAAAGAGCUGAACCUUAUCAGCAUCCAACUCAAAGCGCAACUCCAUUUGUGAGAAGUGAGAAGCCGCCAAAAAGUGAUGUCGAAGAGCGUGAACACACGGAACAGAGGAGGCGCUUUGUUACAAAGCAGCGUGAACAAGAUGGGUGACCCACCAGCCCGGAGACAUGGCAGUUGUGCCUCCAUUUGCUCUUCAGUGAUGCUGGAGAGCGUGAGCACACAGCAGAGAGAAGGCGGCUCGUUGCCAUGCAGCGUGAACGAGAUGCACCACAACUUCCACGCUGAGGAGGGCUACGGCAGGAGCUCUCAAAGGGCCAGCCUGGAAAAGCUGAACCUCAUGGGCCUGCACUCUCGGCGCGAAUCCAAGGAGCACCGACGUAUGGCGUCCUCCCCUCCAGGCACAGAGAAGACCACCUUUGAGCCCAGAGAGGAGAAGACGCACACGCAGGCUCUGGAGAUGAAAAUGCAGAUAAUGUCUAACUCAGCCAAGCUCAAGGAAAACUUGCAAGAGCCCUCCUACAAGACUUUCGCCUCCUUCUCAGUCUCAGAACCUGAGGAAGUCGACAAAGCAAUACUUCUUCGGAAUCCUGAUACAUUUGAACUUGGUCUUCAGCAGGAAACAGCCUCUGUAACUUCUGUCUUAUGUGACAAGCCACCCAUAAGCAAACAAUCGCCAGCCAUCUUGAAAACACAGUCAAAACCAGCUAAUAAGCUUCCACCAAAUUACAAAAUGGAUGAGAAUGAGAACAUGUCUGGAAGCAAUUCGGAUUCUAGCAACGCUCAAAAAGUGAAGAAAUCGAAGAAGAAGCAGUAUAACGUAGUCCCUAGCGAGAAAAUAGAGGGAUAUGUUGGCAACAAACACCUGGCAUACCUCCUUGAAUACAUCGGGGAAAAGACCACCAACAAAAGCAGCAAAAUUGUGCUUACCAAUGAUCUAAAGCACAAAGAACCGCGGGUUGGUGACGCCAACAUGAGUCAUCGCAACCAACGUCGACAAUGUCCAAAGGAUGGUAAAAAGAAGGUGGCAGACUAAUUUCAAAAUUGUUAUAAAUUUAAUUCAUGGUGAGCUGAACAGAUGAAUAAUUCAAUAAAUCUACAGUAGAUGAACUACACAA